CUGGGGCAGCGGCUCGCCGCGGGGCGGGCCGAGGGCGGGCCGGGGGCGGGCACGCAGCUGGAGCCUGAGGUUGAGGCUCGGGCGCGCUCGGGCCCGGAUCCUGGCGGCCUGGGCGGCCGCACCAUGGACUCGGGGACCGAGGAGUACGAGCUCAACGGCGGCCUGCCGCCGGGCACACCCGGCUCCCCGGACGCCUCGCCGGCCCGCUGGGGCUGGAGGCACGGGCCCAUCAAUGUGAACCAUUAUGCCAACAAAAAGAGCGCGGCCGAGAGCAUGCUGGACAUCGCGCUGCUGAUGGCCAACGCGUCCCAGCUGAAGGCCGUCGUGGAACAGGGCCCCAGCUUCGCCUUCUACGUGCCCCUGGUGGUCCUCAUCUCCAUCUCCCUCGCGCUGCAGAUCGGCGUGGGGGUGCUGCUCAUCUUCCUCGUCAAGUACGACCUUAACAACCCGGCCAAGCACGCCAAGCUGGACUUCCUCAACAACUUGGCCACGGGCCUGGUGUUCAUCAUCGUGGUGGUCAACAUCUUCAUCACGGCCUUCGGGGUCCAGAAGCCCUUGACGGACAUGGCGCCCCAGCAAUAGGGCACCCAGGACCCUGGAUGCUGCCUGCCCUGCAACUCAGUCGCCCGACCCCAGGAGCUGCCGUAACUGUGAGGUGUCCACCUCCCUGCACGUGGCACUCCCCAGACUGCCAGAGCCCAGGCCGGCCUCAUCUGCACCAUGCCCCCGGACCAGCCCUUGCUCUGACUGCGACCAAGCGCCAUGCAGGAGGCCACUCUUUCUCGGCGGCUGUUGCCAGGAGGCAGCUCCCUCCUGGCACAUGGGGCUGGCCACAGUAGCCCAGAGGGUCAGAACUGGAUAGCCACAGAGACCUGUGCCCAGAGAAGGGUCUCGACCCACCCAAGGACACACAGCAGGUCCGUGGAUGGGCUGGACGAGGGACCAGGGCCAGCCUCUGUCUUAGAACAUUCCAGAAGGACAAGGAGAUGUCUCUCCUUCUCGCGAAGCACCAGCGUCCCCACCUCCCGUGGGCCCUGUCCGGGUUGCCAUGGUGACCCCAGCCUCUAUCCACUUCCUAACCCAGGGACCCUGCACAGCCAGAACUGCCUUUGGCCCUACUAAUGGUCACUGGCUCUGGUCUCAAGUGCCUGGGCUUGGUGGCCAUCAAGAGGGAGCCAGCCAGGCCUGCGAGGGCCACAGACCCUGUAUAUACCCCGCACCAGCAGUGACCAGGCAGAGCCCAGCCCCCUCCACGGGGGUCCCAGCACCCACUUUUCUAAUCAUGAAUGACCAAUAAAGCCCAUGCUCUUUGUCAGGCUCCA
Messenger RNA from Piliocolobus tephrosceles (Ugandan red Colobus), 1322 nucleotides. RefSeq names its product ninjurin 1 (gene NINJ1). The transcript is spliced from 4 exons. Bases 124 to 582 code for a protein of 152 amino acids. Gene Ontology annotation, biological process: cell adhesion; tissue regeneration. Lineage: Eukaryota; Metazoa; Chordata; Mammalia; Primates; Cercopithecidae. Gene Ontology annotation, cellular component: membrane. The record is from RefSeq and is a predicted model, not a curated record.